This is a messenger RNA of Dimorphilus gyrociliatus, 1765 nucleotides long. Lineage: Eukaryota; Metazoa; Annelida; Polychaeta; Dinophilidae. The record is from the annotation of a GenBank genome assembly.
AAUGUUGUCCGAUGAACGGCGGGAAGGAAAUUCUUUAAAUCUCACAACUACAGUUUUAACAGAAACGAAUUCAAAUUGUCAGGAAGUUAAUAAUGAGGAAAAUGAUAAACAUCUUAUAAGAUUGUGUAUCUAUUCAUUGUAUGCAAUUUACGUAUGGACUAUCGUCGUAAGGUCUGUUCAAUUAGGUUUAAGAGAUGUUGAACAAAGAUUAUUUGUGAAAGUAUCAAAUAAAAGGUCUAAGAAACGACAUUUGAAUUUGCGUAAAACAAUUAAAGAGUAUUCUCAUGAAAAUCAAUUCAAAAAUCGCUCAAACUUUCAUAUAAACUCGCAAGAUUAUUGUCAAUUCAAUGAUAAUAGCUAUGAUGACAUUUUUCAUCAACCUCUUCCCGAGAAGUUUUCAAAGUUUCGUCAGAGGAAACGGGAGAAAAAAUAUUGCAAGAGAGACAGAGAUGAUCUUUCAUAUUCUACUGAACAACAAAGAUCUUUAACUAAAGAACAUAAACGAGCUAUCUUUAAAGAACAGGAAGAAAAUGAUGUCAACGAUGACACUUCUGAUCAAGUUCGUCAUGUCAGCUAUUUAAGUGAUUUCAUUCAAGAAAAUCAUACCAGAAAGAAAUCAUGUGAUAAGUAUCGAAAGAGAAUUUCUAUCCUACCUAUUAAACCGAUUCGAUGGGUUAUACACCUAGCAGAGAAUCUACCAACAGUUAUAAAGAACACUGAUGAAAAGCUAUUAAACAAUUACACUUCUAUAAACUUUGAAUUUUUUCUGCCGUUCAAUUGUUCAUUUUCCCUUGCCGAUUGCGACAUAGAAGAUAUUCCUAUCAUUGAUGGUCAGAGUACGCCUCCUCUCCAUCUUCUAGACUUUUCAUCUUAUAUACGUACUAUUCUUCUAGCCAGAGGAGAUCUCUCAAGACGCAAGGAUCUGGCUAGAGCUCUUAUUUUUAUGAAAUAUCAAAGAUGUGAAGAGGUAGUAAAUAUUAAAAUGAAUUUUGCCCCGAAUAUUGCCUCAAGCAAUAGUCCAUCUACUAUAAAGCCUUUUCAUGUAGUAAACUUUAAAGAACUCAUCGAUAUAGUAAAGCAAACGAUAAAUGACUGGCUAAAGAAGGCAAUCCUAAUAAAUGUAUUAGAUAUUUGUGAUUUACAAACAGGCUGCAACAGAGUUCAAGUAGAGAUAAAGUUGGGUGAUUUGGUUAAUGAAAACUUAGGAAUAUCUCCUAAUUUUGUUUUAAAAGAAAAGAUAUAUUACUUAAGUAUACUGGAAUACUGGAAUAGAAAUAAAAUAGACUUGAACGAUGUAAAUAUAAUGAUGGUGUCGAAAAAUAACCGUAUUUGUAAUAGUAGUAAUAUCAGAAGUGUUGUAUGUAAUAUUUGCUACAUGAAGAAAGAUAACAAUGAGAUUAUAGCAUUAAAAUGUAAUCAUGAAUUUUGCAUAGCCUGCUGGAAGAGCCAUCUGAGAAUAUCCAAUUCUGAUAUGUGCCCAGAAUAUAAUUGUGUGGAGCUUGUUUGUCAAGUUAAAACUUGUCCAAAUUGUAAACGUAUGUUUGAAAAGAUGGGAGGCUGUGAUUCAAUGAGUUGUAUCUGUGGAAUAGCAUUUUGUUGGAAAUGGUCAAAGGAAAUAAAAGGAAAUCAUCAUAGAAUUUGUUUAUCUGUUGUUAAGCCUGAAGAAUUUAUCUUCGAAAAGAUACGGCUUGUUUCGGAGUCCUAUUACAUUGCUGUUGCCUUGACAAAGUCUCUAAAAAAUCUCACCUACAAAUCUCAAGAAUAG